GAAAAUCCCAGGCAGUACUAGCAAAGAUGGUGGAUGUCCUCUAGCUAGCUAAUAUUAGCCCAGUCGUAGUCACAGCCACUGGCUACCGUUUGUCAUUCAAUGUAACUCAAAAUGUCUGUCGCUUUUGUACCGAAAAGACAUAGAGGAAAAGCUCAGAUCAACCAAGAAACCAUCCAAAGAUUGCUGGACGAAAAUGACCAGCUGGUAAGGUGCAUCACAGAGUACAUGCAAAAAGGACGAGCAAUGGAAUGUGUACAAUAUCAACAGAUCUUGCACCGCAACAUUGUUUACCUGGGAACCAUAGCAGACGCCAGCCAAACUUGGCUCCAACCACAAACAUCCCCACCAAUGGAGAGGCACCAACAUUGACAGCCCAGAUUGGACAUAAAGCUUACAUACAUAAUGGUCAAUUUCCUCAA
Molecule: messenger RNA, 419 nt
Organism: Salvelinus sp. IW2-2015
Lineage: Eukaryota; Metazoa; Chordata; Actinopteri; Salmoniformes; Salmonidae
Product: ss18, like 2
Source: RefSeq, a predicted model, not a curated record